Messenger RNA from Trematomus bernacchii (emerald rockcod), 6837 nucleotides. It is a transcript of the gene eif4g3a, whose product is annotated as eukaryotic translation initiation factor 4 gamma, 3a. Gene Ontology annotation, cellular component: eukaryotic translation initiation factor 4F complex. Gene Ontology annotation, molecular function: mRNA binding; protein binding; translation initiation factor activity. Bases 429 to 5978 code for a protein of 1849 amino acids. The record is from RefSeq and is a predicted model, not a curated record. Lineage: Eukaryota; Metazoa; Chordata; Actinopteri; Perciformes; Nototheniidae. The transcript is spliced from 36 exons.
AUCUGUCCUGCCCGGACUGCUGGAAGCGGCCGCAACGCCAUGUUGGCGAAGUCUCUCAUCUCUGUGAGGAAAAAAUGAUAGAAAAAAUACGCGCCGAGAAGAAAAGGUAGAUCGCCAACAGAGGUAGAAGAUUGUGGCGAUUAUUUAUUUUUGAAAGAAAAGGAACCGAGCCGGAUCCGCGGAGGUUCCGGACGGACGAGGGAGGCUAAACCUCCCACCGUCCCCAUGAGUAGCACCGCUGAUCCGAACAGCGACUUUCCAUGAAAAAAAUACGUUUGUGUUGCUAUUCGUGCUUCGUUAUCCCAGUUCGUUAAAGGGAUUUGGGGCCUGCUUCAAGAAUCUGCUACGCUUGCUCAAUGUAUGCAAGCUAGGCGUUGUUUGUAUCAGUAUUUAUUGAGGUAUUGUUUUUAUUUGUUGAUUUUUUUGCGAUGAGUUUGCCACCGAAAGUGGUCCCCAAAACCGCCGCUGUCGCAGUUAGCGGACCUGGAAGUGGCCCCUCUCCGUCGAGCCAACUGCGGGCUACCCUGACCUCCGUGUCUCUGCCGCCGGGAGCCCCAACAGCUCCUCAGCCCGGUGCUGUACCACCACCUCAGAUCCCUCGGGUUCAGCCAUCUCUGGACGACCGGAUCUUCCCCUCACAGCCCGGAGUCGCUGCAGUCUACAGUGUGAGUCCCUGCCCACAGACCCUCUCCCAAACAUAUCCACCGAGCGCCACAGACAUUGCUGUUUUUUUGAGGCAGAGCGCCCAACUGAAGUUCAGUGCAGGAGAAACGCACCAGUUUCCUCCUAAGAACAUUGUAACUUUUAUGAAGGUACCCAGGCACGCUGGCCCUCCUUACACUGCUCAUGACAUCACAAAGGGACACCCUAACUUGGCGGGCACACCACCCGGCCAUGCCCACUCCCCGGCGCUCACUCAGGUAUCCCUUCCCACAGCUUCCCAAUAUCGCUAUGCGAAGGGCUGGGAGGCAGGCGGAGGGUCUCCAUACAACCCUGGACUAAAUGCUGGUUCCGCCCCUUUAGUGUAUUCUCCCCAGACGCAGCCAAUGAAUGCACAGCCACAAAGUCGCCCGUUUGCCACGGGCCCUCGACCAACCCACCAUCAGGGAGGAUUCAGGCCCAUCCAGUUUUUCCAGAGGACUCAGAUGCAGACUGCGAGGCCCACCAUCCCUACUAACACCUCCUCCUUACGGCCCGGCUCCCAGACGCCUACAGCAGCUGUCUACCCCACCAACCAGCCCAUCAUGAUGACCAUGGCCCCCAUGCCUUUCCCCUCCCCACAGGCUGCUCAGUACUACAUCCCACAGUAUCGCCACAGCACGCCCUACGUGGGACCCCCUCAGCAGUAUUCUGUACAGCCUCCGGGUUCCGGCGCCUUCUAUCCUGGGCCGGGGCCAGGGGACUACCCUUCCCCAUAUCACCCCCUCAGGUACCACCCGCCUGUCUCACCCACGGUUCCCGCUCCCGUCCCCACAGCUGGUCCCCAGUACUACCCCGGACAGUCUGUGUACCCCCCCUCACCCCCCAUCAUAGUGCCUACACCACAGCAACCUCCACCAACCAAGCGUGAGAAGAAAACAUCCGCCCAGAUCCGUAUCCGUGACCCCAAUCAGGGCGGCAGAGACAUCACAGACGAGAUCAUGGCAGGGGGUUCAGGGAGCAGGAAUUCAACGCCUCCUAUUGGCCGCCCCUCCUCUACCCCGACACCCCCACAGCAGCAGCCGAGCAGCAGCCAGACUCCAGAGCAGCCGCAGCCGCAGCCUCCUCCGCCGCAGCAGGCCCAUCCUGGGGGCUACGCACUGGAGCCCCCGCAGCCCCCGCAGCCACUACAGCCACAGCAGCCGUCCACCACUACGGCUGCAGACACCAAACCAGGGCCAGAUGAUACGCCAAAACUGGAGCCAGUUGUCCAGAAGUCUUCCUCGCCUGGGCUUGUGCAGCCUGAAGCCCCCGUAGAGAGACUCCAGGCCAAAGCUCCCGCAACUGAGCCCUCUUCUCCCGUCGAACCAGAGCUUCCCUCCCCUGCUUUGAUGAGCGCCCCCGUCACUCUCCCUCUUUCAGUGGCCAACAACAGUGAGCGUGCCCCAGCCAAGGAAUCCACUGCAUCAGCCUCUCCUCCCUCCCCCUCGGUGGGGGAGCACAAGCCACCUCAGACUACCAACACAGACAAGCCUCUCUCCGACGCCCUGCGGACUCCGGCUGCCUCUCCAGCACCGGCUCCCAAGGCUCUGAACGGCCUUGCAGACCCCGGUGCUGAGCUGGACACGCCGGAGCCUUCUCUCCUGCCUUCAGCUGCCCCCCAGCCCCAGGCCUCGGCCCCCGCUCACAGAGAGGCCUCUUCCUCCGACGCUUUGCCCUCUGACGUGAGCCCAGAGGUGCCCGUUGCUGCUGCUGCGCUCGCCCCUUUGGCCCCUGUGGCUGUGGUGCCAGUCACCCUGACCUCAAGCCCCGCCCCCGCUUUGCCAGUUUCGCUGCCCCCCGGCCUUCCACCUCUAGUGCAGGCCACAACAGAGGCCGAGGAGCCGAGCAAGAGCUUAGACACUAAAGACCUCGUCCCCAGAGCAGGGACGGAGGCACACGGAGGCAUUACGGACAGCACAACAGAGUCCCAGCAACAAGCACUCAGCAGCGAGAGUCCCACUACAGUAAAUCAGACUGCUUCUGCUAUACCAAAGACCUGGAGGAAACCAAAUGAAGGGAUCUCUGCUGUAGACGCACCUCACAAGGAGGACCAGGACGAGCCCCGGCCAGCGGAGCAUCCUGCUGUGGAGCAGGUCCUGCCCUCGGCCCCUCUGAGCUGCAGCCCGGGGCCCCUGCCAGCAGCCCUCACCUCCAGCCCUGCUCCAGCUCCUGCCAGCAGCCCAGAGGCUGACGGGAAGCCCGCCGCCCCCGAGGAGAACGGUGAGGCCGAGACGGAGCCCAUGAGGAACGGGGCAGGUCACACCUCAGAGACAGAGAGCAGCGACGGUGGAGCCACCCCCGCUGACAAGGAGAACUCCACAGGGGCCCCACAGGACAUCGAAGACCUGGCUGAACCCGGUGGGAAGCGUCAGUAUAACAGGGACUUCCUGUUGGGCUUCCAGUUCAUGCCCGCCUGCAUACAGAAGCCUGAGGGUCUCCCACCCAUCAGCGACGUGGUGCUGGACAAGAUUAACCAAAACAAGUUGCCAUCCAGAGCGGUGGAGUCCAGGGUGAUUUCCAGAGGACCCGAUUUCACACCUGCCUUUGCAGAUUUUGGCCGGCAGAUCACCGGAGGACGAGGCGCUGCACCUAUGAACAUUGGGGCCCGGCGGCCUCCACCCAGGAAGAUCAUCAUGCACGUUCCUGUUAAUGAUGAAAUUCAGCUGAAGAAAUCAGAGAAUGCAUGGAAACCCAUCAUGAAGAGGCCGGAAGUCGUUGUAGAUGAUCCUGCGGUGCAAGACACACAGGAGCUCUUCAAGAAGGUUCGCAGCAUCCUGAACAAGCUGACGCCACAGAAGUUCAACCAGCUGAUGCAGCAGGUGACGGACCUGACCAUCGACACGGAGGAGAGGCUCAAAGGAGUCAUCGACCUGGUGUUUGAGAAGGCCAUCGACGAGCCCAGCUUCUCCGCGGCCUACGGAAACAUGUGCCGCUGCCUCGCCACGCUCAAGGUGCCCAUGACAGACAAACCUAACACCACAGUGAACUUUCGCAAGCUGCUGCUAAACCGCUGCCAGAAGGAGUUUGAGAAAGACAAGGUGGACGACGUGGUGUUCGAGAGGAAGCAGAAAGAGCUGGACUCUGCUGCAUCGACGACAGAGCGCGAGCGGCUGCAGGUGGAGCUGAGGGAAGCCAAGGACAAGGCCCGGCGGCGCUCCAUCGGCAACAUCCGCUUCAUCGGCGAGCUCUUUAAGCUCAAGAUGUUGACGGAGGCCAUCAUGCACGACUGUGUUGUCAAGCUGCUGAAGAACCACGACGAGGAGUCUUUGGAGUGUCUCUGCAGGCUGCUCACCACCAUCGGCAAGGACCUGGACUUUGAGAAGGCCAAGCCUCGCAUGGAUCAGUAUUUUAACCAGAUGGAAAAAAUCGUCAAGGAGAGGAAGACGUCAUCUCGGAUACGGUUUAUGUUACAGGACAUUGUAGACCAGAGAUUGCACAACUGGGUGUCCAGGAGAGCCGACCAGGGCCCCAAAACCAUCGAGCAGAUCCACAAAGAGGCAAAGAUUGAAGAGCAGGAGGAGCAGAGGAGAGUGCAGCAGCAGCUUCUCUCCAAGGACAGCAAGAGACGGACAGAUCCAAGAGAUCAGAGAGAUCAGAGAGAUCAGAGAGAGCAGCGGGAUCCGCGCGUGCCGAGAGAAGAGACCUGGAACACUGUGCCCGUGACGAAGAACAGCAGGACCAUCGACCCCACCAAGAUCCCAAAGAUCUCCAAGCCUCAAAUGGAUGAAAAGAUCCAGCUCGGCCCCCGGGCUCAAGUCACGUGGGUAAAGGGCAGCAGUGGAGGAGCCAAGGCCAGUGACUCAGAACUAUCACGGACGGCCGGCCUCAACCGUUACUCUGCGCUGCAGUCUACUCCUUCCCCUCAACCCUCCACCACUCCUCCACAGAACACAGACGCUGACCCCAGGAGAACUCUGGGAAGCAGUCGUAGCAGUGUGGGGAGAGACCGCGGUGAGAAGCCCCUGAUCUCCACCCCUCCAUCGUCACGGCCCGGACCCUUCACCAGGGGAGGCAGUUCCAAGGAGCUGCUGGAGAGUCCGACCCCCGAGGAGCCGCGCAGAGAGCCGGAGCGAGAGGGAGCCGAGCCCCGGAGACCGAGCGUCACCGAGGACAAGACGGAGCCGGAGCGCAGAGUCAGAGAGCCGGUGAAAGCUGAGCCAGUGGUCCCGACUUCAGACAGACCUGCUCUCUCUGAGGAGGAGAUCGAGAGGAAGUCCAAGUCCAUCAUCGACGAGUUCCUGCACAUAAAUGACUACAAGGAGGCUGUGCAGUGUGUGGACGAGCUGGACCUGAGCUCUCAGCUGCACGUGUUUGUGCGCAUCGGGGUGGAGUCCACGCUGGAGCGCAGUCAGAUAACCCGGGACCACAUGGGCCAGCUCCUCUUCCAGCUGCUGCAGCGCGGCAUUCUGCCCAGAGCCCAGUUCCACAAAGGGUUUGCAGACAUGCUGGAGCAGGCGGACGACAUGGCCAUCGACAUUCCCCACAUCUGGCUGUACCUGGCCGAGCUGCUCAGCCCCGUGCUGAAGGAGGGGGGCUUCUCUAUGAGAGGGCUCUUUAGUGAAUUAAGCAAACCUUUGCUUCCUGUGGGAAGAGCUGGGAUCUUAAUUUCUGAAAUACUGCACAUACUAUGCAAACAAAUGAGCCAUAGGACUGUGGGUUCUUUGUGGAGGGAAUCUGGCCUCAACUGGACCGACUUCCUGCCAGAGGGGGAGGACGUCCAGGCUUUCAUCUCACAACAGAAACUCCAGUUCGUUCUGUCGGACGGCUCCAGUCCGGAGACGGCUCUGUCCGGAAGGAUCUACUCUCCUGAGGAGCUGAGUCAGCAGCUGGAGAGACUCCUCCUGGAGGACAUGGCCAGCGACGAGCAGAUCUUUGACUGGGUAGAGGCAAACCUAGAUGACUCUCAGAUGAGCUCGUCCCCCUUCCUGAGGGCUCUGAUGACAGCUGUGUGUAAGGCAGCAGUGAAAGAUGAUAACACCAACUGUCGAGUGGACACGGCCAUCAUCCAGAGGAGAUUGCCUGUAUUACUCAAGUACCUUAACUCAGACACUGAGCGACAGCUGCAAGCACUUUAUGCACUUCAGAUGCUGAUCGUCGCACUCGAUCAGCCUCCAAACCUCCUCCGGAUGUUCUUUGACUGUCUGUAUGACGAGGACGUGAUCUCGGAGGAUGCUUUCUACAAGUGGGAGACGAGCAAAGACCCUGCCGAGCAGGAGGGGAAGGGAGUGGCCCUCAAGUCUGUUACGGCCUUCUUCACCUGGCUGCGGGAAGCGGAGGAGGAGUCGGAAGAUAAUUGACGAGGAACACACCCAGGGGGAGGGUGGGGCAGGGCGUAGAAGAACUGCAUACUUACAGCAGAACAAACAAACUUUCGAAAUGGGUGUAUGGGCAGGACGACAUGUUUUACGGCUGGAAUUUUUUUCUGCGGUACGGUUCUGAAACAUGCCGCCAUUUUGAGUUUGGAUUCCAACAGCUGAAGCACUAAAUACCUGUAUUAUACAUAGAAAAUAUUUUUGUUUUAAAUUUUAACUUACGUUUGUUUUGUUACUUUUUAAGAAGAGACUUAAAAGAUACAUAGGUUCCGGACUCUUUAAUUUAUUAUUUUUUUAAGGACUGCAAAUAUGAAAGUUAUUUAACAUUUGCAGAUGCUCACAAAUGAGAACAACAACAGAAAUAACAAUAUAAUUAAUUAUAAUAACAAAAUAAUAAUUGUGAAAUAAAUAGCCUCCCUGGAUUCCACACUGUUUGGUUUAAAACAGGGUAAACAAAGUUAUUUUGGGAUGAAGGGGAAGCAGAGUUAAAGAAGAGUGGAUGCACAGAAACUAUUAACGUUGUCCGUGUUUGACAUUUCCAGGUCCAAGUCUUCUCCUAACAGGCAGAAAGUGUUUCCCUCAGCCUUGGCUUGCUCUACGUUGAUAUACAUAAGCCUCAUGAGAGGUUAGAGGUAUGCAUUCAAGAAGCAAUGCAGGUCUGUCCACAGAACUUUCAAAACAAACGCAGACAAACAAACCGGAUACAUUCAAAUGAAACGAGCAAAAAAUGCAACAUUAAAAAGCAAAUGGCCAGGGUCACUCAACGUGAAAUGCUUGUAAUACUUCAAACUACAGAGCAGAUAAAACUUGUAAAUACAUUAAAGACAAAAAAGGUAUUUAAAAA